GUCAGUGGCGGCAUCUGAGGGACUCCCAGCACAGCACACACACACUCUCUCACACUCUCUCUCACACACACUCUCACACACUCUCUCUCUCACACUCCACGCACACAGUGCUGCUGAAGAGCUGCCGAUAUGACUCCUUUGUCCACUUUCAGACAGGCAAGGCCAGCCAGCAUUAGCUAAACCCGCUAACCCAGUGACGGUGGUGCGCUGGGCUCCUGUGGAAGAAGACCGUCUCCAGCUUUUUAACCUCUUCUUCAGAGGGAGUUUCUCAGAAACACGUCUCUGUCGUCAGGGAUAAAUGAUCACCUCAACAAAACGAGUGACUGCCGACAAGCCUGAAGUCAGAAUCUCCUUCAGCCUCGACGACCCCUCAGAGUUGAAAGAUGCUGAGGAACAGUUCCCAUCAUUCCCCGACCUUGAGCAGCGCCUGCAGCCCGUGCUGCCGUGCCAGUCUCUGAAGGAGUCUGUCCAAGUCUACAGAGACCACUGCAAAAUGGCCAGAGAGUUUCAUCAGGUUAAAACAGAAAUUGCUCUGCUGGAAGACAGAAAAAGGGAGCUGAUGGCAGAGCUGGCGGAAGACGAGAGGGUGACGUUGGAGAUCGCUCGGCUGGAGGAAGAGUUCCGUCUGCUGACGGAGGAGAACCGAACGCUGGUCACGGUUUAUACGGAACGCACUCAGCAGCUGGCCACUCUGCGUGUGACCAAUCAGAAGAGACAGGGCUCCUCCUGACCCUUGGCCUUUCCCACAAGGGAUGGAAAGGGAACGUUUUAACAUUUUUUUUAGUAGCCUUCUUAACAUGGGGGUAGGAUGAAGAUUUACACUGUAAAAAUGCUGUACAUUUUUAAGAGUCCUACACGCCUCCUGAGUGUUUUCAAAACACUACAACCCAAAAAAGUCAACAUUUACGUCAUCAUUUGAGCAUUAGGUUAGUGUAGUGGAAGGACAGGGGUACAUUCAACUAAGAUAUGUAUCAGUUUGACGUUUAUCAUGUAAACAGAGGGAUACCGUGUGGCUCUCUAGCACUUAAAAUGUCUGGCCCGAACUAGAUUUGCCAUCCCAAUGUUCUUGAUAUGACACUUAGCCGCUGCACCACUGUAAACAAAACUCAGUUUAUUUUUUAUGUGUUAUCUCCCUGGGCUUAUAUUUGUGCUUAAGGUCAGAUAUGGUGUGGUGCUGUAUUUGUAAUGACCUUUAUAGCAGAUCUUUGACAAGGUUACUCAGAUGGCACACAACCCUUCAUGAACUCUAGGCAAGCACGGAGGCUUUGCAAACACCAAAUACCAAUUCUUGACACUUUUCAUGGGUAUAUGGCCAAACCUGGUCCUGGAGAACCUCCUGCCUUGCCCUGUAGUGCGUUCCCUGCUCCCAAUACACCCACCUCAAGUCAUGAAUAGCUGGUUAAUGAGCUCAUUAGUUGGAUCAGGUGUGUUGGGAGCUGGGGAAACACUAACAAAGUGCAGAGGUUACUCUGAUCGGACCAGGACUGGGAACAACUGUGUUACAGGAAUAAAGGUGUGCAUCAACUGAACAGGCAGCAGUUGUAGUCAAAUGAGGAGGAGUGGUUAAAGUGUUCGCCCUGGAGGCCGGAGGAUUUCUCAUUUUGAUUCCCAUGUUGGCCAAGCCUAAGGCUUUGUGGUUUGUGUGUUGUGUAUAUAUGCAAUUAUACCAAAUGACUACAAGUGUCCCAUGAAAUACACUCACCGGCCACUUUAUUAGGUACACCUUGCUAGUAAAAGGUUGGACCCCCUUUUGCCUUCAGA
Pygocentrus nattereri (red-bellied piranha) is the source of this 1761-nucleotide messenger RNA. RefSeq names its product map3k7 C-terminal like (gene map3k7cl). The transcript has 5 exons. Gene Ontology annotation, cellular component: nucleus; cytosol. Lineage: Eukaryota; Metazoa; Chordata; Actinopteri; Characiformes; Serrasalmidae. Bases 299 to 730 code for a protein of 143 amino acids. The record is from RefSeq and is a predicted model, not a curated record.